Messenger RNA from Malassezia restricta, 1824 nucleotides. RefSeq lists its product as uncharacterized. Bases 1 to 1824 code for a protein of 607 amino acids. The transcript has a single exon. NCBI's taxonomy places the organism in Eukaryota, Fungi, Basidiomycota, Malasseziomycetes, Malasseziales, Malasseziaceae. The record is from RefSeq and is a predicted model, not a curated record.
AUGGCAGCUUUGCCAGAGGAUGCGUUCCCCAACCCGUAUGAUCCGCCGGCCGGCGAAAAUAGGAAUGGGGCCACGUCUGAGGCACCGUCAGCACCGGCGCAAGAUAGCGAGGAGGAUGAAUUGUCUCGAGCUCUACGUGCAUCGCUCGUAGUGCAGCAGGACCAGGCGCAAAAGCGGCAGGACGAAGAGGAAGCCAUGUUGCAGGAGGCCUUGAGGGCUAGUGAAGCCGAGCACGCUAUGCAGCAGCGCGAAAGGGAGCAGCAGCAGCAACGCAUCGAGGAGAUUAUGGAAGAGUCGCGCCGCGAAGCGUAUCGCGACCAGCGACGCCGCGAGGCAGAAAAGCAGCGACAUGCACUGUUAGAGAUGGAAAUAAUCGCGCAGAGUCGACAAGAGCAUGAGCGACGGAUCCGUGCGCUCUCACCAGGCCCACCAGACUCCCACUCGAUCGAGUCUGCCCCCGAGAUGGAGGCGCUCUUGUGGCUCCGUGCGCGGCCCUCGAUAUUAACGCCUGGGGGCAGUUUAAGUCAAGGCGUGCCGAUACAGGAUGAGGCAGAGCACCAGGCGCCAGAGGCGCUGUCGUAUCAAGAGCCAACGAAUCCAUGGGUGCGAGAGCCGACGCCGCCUUCACCUGACCAAGAGCCCGAGCUGCCGAAGCCUGUCCCGCCCGAGUCACACACGCUGAGCCGGUACGAACAAAUGUUUGGGCGCCAUGAAGAAGAGGAUGAUGGAUUUCUGUCUGACGCGCCAGAAAGUCCGUGGUCGAGGAGUGACGAUGAGCCGCCCGUUUCGUCGGCAGAGCCGGACUCGUGUGCCGCCGAGGCGCCUCUUACCGAACCUGCUCCAGAAGAUCCGGGCUGGGAGGAGCCCACGGCCCAGCCAGACGACUGCGAUGCAUCCGCUGCUCCGGCCGAGUCGCCGCCUCAGCUUGCCACUGAGGCAGCCGACCAUGAUCUCCCGCUUCUUCCGUAUCCGCCAGAGUACGCCGAGGGGCAGCCAGCUCUGCGUGGCGUCCAGUUUGGUACGGCGACGCAUGCCUACGCCAUGGAUCUGUAUGCACCGAGCGGUGCCAUAUUAUACCCUACCCCGGACGUGGCGUCCGAAUGCUGCAUGCCACCGGAGCACAAGCUCUACUUCCCUGAUGUGAUUGAGCUAGGAACGGAGCGACCGUACUUUGUGUUGCGUGCGUACUCGUGGAAGAUGCUCUUGCAGGCCAUGGCAUGGCACGGCAAGACGCGCGUCGAGGCGCCUUCCACGAGUCUGUACUUGCACGUCGCGCUCUCUGUGCCUCGUCGCGCCGACACUCUGCCGUUCGCGUCGCCGUCGUUUGCGCUCCUCGCUCUCAGCACUCGGAGCCAGCCCCUGCUCAAGACGCCGGAGAUAGCAUCCUUCUGCAAGGAGCGGCAAUCUACGCUGACGUGCGUGCCCUUGGUGUCUCACCCCCUGGCUCUGCCUACGGACCUCGUGACGCUCGCUCAUACGCUGUUCUCCGCCCCGCAGCUCAGUCACGCUUCGUCCCUGCGUGAGCUGCACCAGGCCAUCUCGGUCGAAGACGACUGGCUCGAGACGCGGAGCCAGUGCGUCCCGCUGUCGUCGGCGCCGCUCCUGGGCGCACUGGAGCAGCAAUGCCUCCACCAGCAACUGAGCCUGCACCAGCAUCCGCUCGAGCCACUGCAGGACAGCCAGGACGCGCCACCGCCUCGCGAGCACUUUCGAGACCGCAUGCGCCGCAAGCUCUCGCGGUGGAAUGUGGCGUCGAACGUCGCGCCCGAGGAGGACCUCGCGACGUGGAUCACACCGUACGACCUGUCCUCGGUGCCUCCAUAG